CCGCCCAGUAAGUUUCGAUCAAAACCGUUGCAAGCAGUCAGAUUGUCGACGCAGCUUAGCCAACUCGAAAAGUUUUAAAUAGUCAAUAGGCAUUUUCCGCGAUUCUGUGGUUAUUAUUAGUAUUGGAAUUUUGUAACAUUAUGAUCAAGUAUGACCGCAUUUUUUUGUUAUUUUUCGUCUCCCCGUUUCUGGUCGCUUCAGUGUUGGGUUUAGUACAAAUAAAGGAACUUAGGAUGCCUACAUCUGUAAGAAGUGGUGAAGUUGAUGAACUCAUCUUAGAUUGUGAUUAUGAAGUACGCAAUGUAAGUGGUAUAGAAGUGAAGUGGUUUUAUAAUGGAAAUAAGGAUCAAAUAUAUCAAUGGAUUCCUGGAAGGAGUGCUCCUGGAUAUCCCAUGGGAUCUCUCAAGAACAACAUCGAUGCAACAUUCCAAGCGACCGAUGAUAAAUUGACUAUGUACAGGGCGUUGAAAUUGAUAAACGUAACCCAUAAUCUAACCGGAAGUUACACAUGCAAAGUAUCAGGAUAUACUGAGGAAGCAGUUGAAACGAAAAAUUUGACUAUUUUUGUGCCAGCACCGGAUGGAUUGAACCUGACAAUAAUUCCAGAGGAGAUGUCUGCCAUUUGUUCUGUUAGUGGAAUUUUUCCUGAACCUAUGUUAUCAUUGAUCAUCCAAAAUGGAAACAUCACGAAUAAUACAGACUACAGAGUGGAAAAUGAUGUUGAAAGAGAACAUGGCCUAUACAACAAAGUGACCACCCUAUAUUUCAAAAAUGAAAGCAUGGCUGCAAAUUCUGAAUUCAUUUGUAUGAUGAAAAUCCCAGGAACUGAGUAUGAAAUUACGGAAACAAGGCUAUAUUCAACAGAUAACUUCAGUAUAAGAGCUCACCUGGACAUUUCACUCCUACCACUAUGUAUCCUAAUUAUGUUCCUCCUUUAGAAGUUGGAAGGAGAAACAAACAAUGCUGAUUGUUAUGAAGAAUUAACCUAAAUAUUAUCAUUUGAAAGAAUAUUUCUUUCAAAAUAGAUAUUUUUAUAUUAUCUAGUCUCUUAACCAAAUAAUUCUGUUGAUAUAGAUUUUUGUGAGAUAUUAUUAUUAAUGCCAUCAAAAUGUGAGAAUGUUGUGAUAUGUGUUAUGCCUUAUUAAGAAUGAGGUAGAAAGAAUUUACGAAUAAAUGAAUUAUAUUUAUAUAUUAAGA
This is a messenger RNA of Harmonia axyridis, 1197 nucleotides long. RefSeq lists its product as uncharacterized. NCBI's taxonomy places the organism in Eukaryota, Metazoa, Arthropoda, Insecta, Coleoptera, Coccinellidae. The transcript has 5 exons. Bases 141 to 938 code for a protein of 265 amino acids. The record is from RefSeq and is a predicted model, not a curated record.